Molecule: messenger RNA, 636 nt
Organism: Talaromyces marneffei
Lineage: Eukaryota; Fungi; Ascomycota; Eurotiomycetes; Eurotiales; Trichocomaceae
Exons: 3
Coding region: 1-636 (211 amino acids)
Source: RefSeq, a predicted model, not a curated record
AUGUCUUCACCACAAAUCUCCACCAGCGCUGGCAGCAAGCCUAUCGACCCUUACAAGGCCAAAAGCUACGACCCCAACGCCCCCGUACAAGAAAAGAUUGAAGAUCUUGUCAAGUUCAUCAAGGAUAUUAAAUACGGCAUGCUCACUACCAAGGCCUCGGACAGCGAGCUGUUGUCCUCGCGUGCUAUGGCGCUAGCCGGGACAGAAAACGGUGGCGUCGACCUAAUCUUCCACACAAACCUCUUCUCCGGCAAAACCAUGGAUCUCACCGUCCACCCCACAGAGACAAACAUGUCCUUCCUCGACGUCGUAUCUGGCGGCUGGGCGUCCAUCUCCGGCACCGCAUCUGUCCUUUCUGGCAAGGAUGUCGUGGAGAAAUUCUAUUCUCCGGCGCUCAAGACUUGGCUAGGUGAUUUGGGCGAUGGGGUGCAUGAUGGUGGUCCCGGUGAUCCACGUAUUGGUGUGAUCAGAGUGGAGUCCAAGUCUGCGGUGCAUGUUACGCCUCGCAAGGGGAUGAUUGGUAGGGCUGUGGAAGUUGGAAAGGCGGUUACCACAGGGGAUGUGCCUCCGAUUAAUAAGCAUCGUGAGAUUAGCACGAAGGAACUUGCCGAAUGGCGUCGUACUCACCCCGAGUAA